AUAUAUAAUCUCGACAUUUUCUUUUUUUUAAAAAAAUUUAAAUGAUUCUAGAAACAUGCGGAUAUUUAAAAUUUAAAUAAAACACACAAAAAAGAACAAACAAAAUAAAAAUACACCUUGUUUCUUGUUGUCAAGAGAAUAUACAUUACAUAUCUAUAUCUAUUUAAUCAUUAUUAUGUCACAAGAAGUUUGGCGUAAUAAAACUGAAAGUAUUAGUUCAUUAGAUCGUUUAGCUAGAAAUACAUUAACAAUGGAUUUACCCGAAGCAAGAAGUUGUCGUGAAGCACGUGAACAAAGUCGUAAAGAAAUGCAUGUAUUAAAUGAGAAAUUAGCAUCACAACUUGAAAAGAUGCGUAUUUUAUCUGAACAGAAUAAAAAAUUAAUGAACGAUAAUGGAUCAAUUAAUCGUUUAUCUAAAGAAACUGAAAAAAUUCGUUCAAUGUAUAAUACAGAAUUAAAACAAUUAAGACAUUUAGUCGAUGAAUGUGAACGUGAAAAAGCUGAUAGUUUAGCAAAAAUUGCACAUUUACAACAGACUAUAAGAAAUAAACAAGAUCAAAUUAAUCAAUUAAAUCAAAAUAAUCAACGUUUAGCAAAACAACUGGAUGAUGCUUUAAAAGAAUCUAGUAUUAAAGAUGCUGACAAACUUCAAUUAGAACGUCAUAUUAAACAAGCCGAAGAAGAGGCACAUCGAUGGCGUACAACAGCUGAACAACAGAAACAAGCGAAUAGUCAAUUGCAUAAAAACUUAGAUGAAGAAACAGCUAGUCGUAUGACGUGUCAAUCAGAAAUGCAAACAUUAAAAGAAGAAAUGGAAUUUUAUCGUCGUGUACACCAACAAGAAAUUGAAGAAUUACGUUCAAUAAAUAAUACUGUUAACGAUGAUCAAGAUGUUGAACAUUGGCGUCAAUUAAUGCAAAAGACGAUUCGUGAUAUUAAACUGGAAUAUGAUAAUCGAUUAGAUCGUAUUCGUGAAGAGAUGGAACAAAGUUAUAUAUUGAGAUUGGAUGAAUUAAAUAGACAAGAUUCAUCACAACGAACUGAAUUUAAUAGAUUACAAGAAGAAAAUUCAAAACUUAAAAGUGCUUUAGAAGGUACACGAGGUCGUGAUGAUCAAUUACGUGCAAGAUGUGAUCAACUGGAACGUUCUUUAAAUGAUUCAGUUGAAGAGUCAAGAAAUUUACGGAAUCAACUGAAUAAACUUCUUGCUGAAUCUGAACAUGAUAAACAAUCAGCUGAGGAAGCUUUAACAAGACUUCAUAAAGAAUUAUCUUCAUUGACUGAUGCAAAAUUGAAUUUAGAAGCGGAAAUUGCUGCUUAUAGUCGAUUAUUAGAUGCACAAGAUUCUCUAAUAUCAAAUACAAAAUCUCAUUCACAUGAAAAACAGAACCCACAUCAAUCUCAUCAUUCUAAUCGAUCAGGAUCAGGAAAUUAUCGACCACGUAAUGAAUUAAAUGUUCAUGUUCCAUCCUAUUCAACAGCGACAUCACCACAUCAUAAACAACCCCAUAAUAAUGUUUCCGGAAGAUGGACAGAAAGGGAAGAACCUAGCGGUCAGUCAACUAGAUCACAUCAUUUUGUUGAACGAUCUAUUGAAGGUAAUCAUCACUUAUCUUGUAGUUAUUCUGAUCUUGAUAAACAACAAAAUUCAAUGAGUCAUAGUGAAACAUUUACACGUGGACAUUUAGUUAUUAAUGAAUGUGCAAAGAAUGGAUCUUAUAUUGAAAUAACAAAUAAAGGAAAUACAGAAGAAUCUCUAUUCGGUUGGUGUCUUAUUAGAAAUAUUGAUCAAGGAAGACAGAUAAUUCGAUAUACAUUUCCUAAUCACACUUUAUCGCCUCAUUCAAGUGUUAAAAUUUGGGCAGGUAAACCAACUACACGUAAUUCCAAUACAAAUGAUAUUGAAGCACCAUAUUCAACUUGGGGUACUGGUUCAUACAUUCAAACAAGUCUUUAUAAUCCAGAUGGUUUAGAAAAAGCAACACAUAUACAAAAAUUACAAUGAAAUCAAUUGGUCUAUCUAAGGGUAUCUAGAAGAAUAACAUCGUGACAAAACAUCAUAAAGUACUGUUCUCGUUUGUUGUUGUUCUUAUUGUUAGUGUUCUUGUUAAUUGUACUGCACAUAUCAUGUAUUCCUUUUCUACUAUUUAGUGUAAUACAGUUUUUUGUUUUUUUCAUUUUUUUUAUAAAAAAAAUCUUAAUUUGUUUAUUUUAAAAUUCUUUUUAUGAUUAUUAUUGUUGUUGCUGUUGUUGGGUGAGUGGGUGGGUGGUUGUUUGAUGGUAGGUGGAAUAGUUGAAAAAUGAUCUUAAAUUAAUCAGUAGUUUGUAAGUAGUUUAGAUUUGUUUGUUUUUUUUCUUUCCCCUUUAAAAAAAAACAAUGUAACCCCUAUAUAUUUGAAUUUUGUUUUUAUUUAUUUACAGUUUUUAGACUGAAUUAACAUUUUUUUUUAAAAAAAAAUAAGCAAAUCAUUUUCUAUGAUGAGUUGGAGUUUGUGCACAUAUUGUACAGUUUGUUUUUUUAAUAUUAUUUUUCACUUUAAUAUACACUGCCAUAUAUUA
Messenger RNA from Schistosoma curassoni, 2559 nucleotides. The record is from the annotation of a GenBank genome assembly. NCBI's taxonomy places the organism in Eukaryota, Metazoa, Platyhelminthes, Trematoda, Strigeidida, Schistosomatidae.